Molecule: messenger RNA, 1353 nt
Organism: Plasmodium fragile
Lineage: Eukaryota; Apicomplexa; Aconoidasida; Haemosporida; Plasmodiidae
Product: tubulin alpha chain
Exons: 3
Coding region: 1-1353 (450 amino acids)
Biological process (GO): mitotic cell cycle; microtubule cytoskeleton organization
Cellular component (GO): cytoplasm; microtubule
Molecular function (GO): structural constituent of cytoskeleton; GTP binding
Source: RefSeq, a predicted model, not a curated record
AUGAGAGAAGUAAUUAGCAUUCACGUAGGUCAGGCUGGUAUUCAAAUUGGAAAUGCUUGUUGGGAGUUAUUCUGCUUGGAGCAUGGAAUUCAGCCAGAUGGUCAGAUGCCCAGCGACCAGGUCGUUGCUGGGGGAGACGAUGCCUUCAACACCUUUUUCUCGGAGACGGGCGCCGGCAAGCACGUCCCACGAUGUGUGUUCGUCGACCUAGAGCCAACGGUCGUAGAUGAAGUGAGAACAGGAACGUACCGUCAGCUGUUUCACCCAGAGCAAUUAAUAUCAGGAAAGGAAGAUGCCGCAAACAAUUUCGCAAGAGGACACUACACAAUUGGAAAGGAAAUAGUAGAUGUAUGUUUAGAUCGAGUGCGAAAAUUAGCAGACAACUGCACAGGGCUCCAAGGUUUUCUCAUGUUUAAUGCUGUGGGUGGUGGAACAGGAAGUGGUCUCGGAUGUCUUUUGUUGGAAAGGCUAGCAAUAGAUUAUGGAAAAAAAUCGAAAUUGAAUUUCUGUUCUUGGCCUUCACCUCAAGUAUCAACAGCUGUCGUAGAACCAUACAACUCUGUUUUAUCUACCCACUCUCUACUAGAACACACAGAUGUAGCAAUUAUGUUAGACAAUGAGGCCAUCUAUGAUAUAUGUAAAAAGAAUUUGGACAUUGAAAGGCCUACUUAUACAAACCUAAACAGACUAAUAGCUCAGGUCAUUUCGUCUUUAACAGCUUCUUUACGAUUUGAUGGUGCCCUAAAUGUAGAUGUUACGGAAUUUCAAACAAACCUAGUGCCUUACCCACGUAUCCAUUUCAUGUUGUCGUCGUACGCCCCUAUCAUUAGUGCAGAGAAGGCAUACCACGAGCAGCUCUCCGUGUCUGAAAUUACAAACUCUGCAUUCGAGCCUGCUUCUAUGAUGGCGAAAUGUGAUCCUCGUCAUGGAAAGUACAUGGCUUGUUGCUUAAUGUAUAGAGGAGAUGUUGUCCCAAAGGAUGUCAACGCUGCUGUUGCGACGAUUAAGACAAAGAGGUCCAUUCAAUUUGUUGAUUGGUGCCCAACAGGAUUCAAAUGUGGUAUUAAUUACCAACCACCCACUGUUGUCCCUGGGGGAGAUUUGGCGAAAGUGAUGAGAGCCGUCUGCAUGAUAAGUAACUCCACCGCAAUUGCUGAAGUAUUUUCUAGAAUGGACCAGAAAUUUGACCUCAUGUAUGCUAAGAGAGCAUUUGUCCAUUGGUAUGUUGGAGAAGGUAUGGAAGAAGGGGAAUUUAGUGAAGCCAGGGAGGAUUUGGCUGCUUUGGAAAAGGACUACGAAGAGGUCGGCAUUGAGACCAACGAAGGUGAAGGGGAAGACGAAGGAUACGAAUGA